Molecule: messenger RNA, 1791 nt
Organism: Prunus dulcis (almond)
Lineage: Eukaryota; Viridiplantae; Streptophyta; Magnoliopsida; Rosales; Rosaceae
Product: plant cysteine oxidase 4-like
Exons: 4
Coding region: 861-1544 (227 amino acids)
Molecular function (GO): oxidoreductase activity, acting on single donors with incorporation of molecular oxygen, incorporation of two atoms of oxygen
Source: RefSeq, a predicted model, not a curated record
UUUGAAUUUUUUUGUAUUACGAUUGACACACGGAGUUUUCUUAAUAGUAGUGUAGAUAAAUAUUAAUAACUUAGUUUUAGAUGAUUAAUUGUAAAUUAAAAAAUAGGAUAGGAUGGGUACGGCCUGGUUCUGUCUGUAGCUCCUUCCCUCCUUUGGAUCAAGGUUGGGGCCCGACCUUGGCUUUUUGUAGAUUGGGUUGCCCUUCCCUGACCCAAAAGGUGAUUGGGCUUUAGCAUGAACUGUCCCACCUGAUUUACAAGACAUCUAAGGCAUUGAAAUUUUUUGCUUGGUGCUGAAGGCCUACGUGGUAAACUUGAAUAAUUAGUACUACAAACUUCUGUAACUCCCUCCUUUCCUUUGUGAUGAAGGAUUACCUUCUACUAGAGCUAAAUACUUAUGAUCAUAAUAAGAAUUUAAGACAUAUAUUUUAAACUAGUAUUGGAUUUUUGUAGACACUUAGAUACAAUAGCUUAUUCCUUAGAUUAAAUAUUUGAGCUGGUCUCAAGCUUCUUCACAAGCUGUCAAGCUUUGUUCACAAGCCUUAACAAGUCUAGUUUUACCAUUGCACAGGCUUCGCUUGUUUAUUAAAUGAGCUUGAAAGUUUGACUUCUGUUUGUUCUUUUAUUAAAUAAGUAAGUAUAAGUGAGCUUUGUUGAGCCAAGCUUCGUGCUGCUUGCCAACAGCUUGACUCGAUUUUCAGCUCUAGUACUUGCAUCUGCACUGUUAAUACACACAUAAGCAGUGGUCAUUGCCCGUAGCAUCAGGAUUAGCACCCUUUUGUAAUGCUAUAUGACAUGCCUCAUUUUGCUUUCUUUCUGCACAUAAUAGUGUGAAAUCUUAAGGUAAACACUUCCUUUGUUAUGUUAUGUUAUUUUUUAUUUUUUUAUAUUUUUGCACUUUUUAACCUUGUAUAUAAUUUUGUUUCAGAGAAAAUUAAGCCUGCUGAUGUAGGUCUCGAACAGGAGGCACAGUUGGUGCGUAAUUGGUCAGGUUCUAUGCUUGAGCGUAAUGGGGAUCAGCAGUCACUGCCACCAAUCAAGUACUUGCAUUUACAUGAGUGCGAUAGCUUCUCUAUGGGAAUUUUUUGCAUGCCCCCUUCCUCUAUCAUACCCCUUCAUAAUCAUCCUGGAAUGACUGUGUUGAGCAAGCUUAUAUAUGGUACAUUAUAUGUUAAUUCAUAUGACUGGCUUGAUUUUCCUGGUACUGCUGAUCCAUCAGAAGCUAAACCUGCAAAGCUGGUCAAAGAUACUGAGAUGACAGCACCAUGCCCACCAACAGUUCUUUAUCCAACAACUGGAGGCAAUAUCCAUAGUUUUAGAGCUCUAACUCCUUGUGCCAUCUUUGACAUCCUUGCGCCUCCUUACUCCUCUGAAGAUGGACGGCACUGCACGUAUUUCCGGAAGUCCUCAAGAAAAGAUCUGCCUGGUUAUCUUGAGUUUGAAGGAGUUACAGAGCCACAAGUGACUUGGUUAGAAGAGUUUCAACCUCCCGACAACUUUGUGAUUCGCAGAGGGCUGUACAAGGGCCCUGUUAUUAGAACUUGAGAAUUCUUGUUUUUUGUUUAUACAUUUUUUAGUUAAAUUUGCGUUUUCCAUGAUUGGAAACAUUGAGGGGGAACUUUGGCAAUAAUUUAUUUUUGGCUUAUGUAAGUUGCGCAUUUGGCUUGUACAUAAUAAUACACCAAUGUAGUCUGAUUUACUGACCUCACAUUAAACUAGUAGGGCAGUCAUUGGAAGUUGGAAGAAAGAAAUCAUGGCCAAUCACAUUCGCGUUGGCAUUUUGUUUGUUUUA